CCAAUUCCCACAAUUCCUCCAAGAGUCCACACUCCACUCGCAGGACUCAGGAUGAGGGCACUGCAAAGUAUACUGUCAUGCCCUUUAAAUUUACAGUGUGGUCACUCCUUCCACCCUCAGGCCCUCUCUCCGAAACCCCAGAUUCCUGUUCUUCUUCCACCUACCCAAUACCCGCCUCUUCAAAACUCGAUUCCUUCUCGAGUUCCUUGCAGACCCACUUCCUCCUUUUCGUUUGGCUCUCUGAUAAAAUCAUCUAUGGCUUCUUCUGCAACACCAGACACUGACGCACAGGCAGCGACCAAACCCUUCUCUGUGCUCUUUGUUUGCUUGGGCAACAUUUGUAGAAGCCCAGCUGCUGAAGGAGUCUUCACAGACUUGGUCAAGAAAAGGGGUUUGGAUUCCAAGUUUAACAUUGAUUCUGCUGGCACCAUUGACUACCAUGAGGGAAAUCAAGCUGACCCAAGAAUGAGGGCGGCCUCCAAAAGGCGUGGGGUUGAGAUAAUAUCUAUAUCAAGGCCCAUCCGGCCGUCUGAUUUUAGAGAUUUCGAUCUGAUUCUUGCAAUGGACAGGCAAAACAGAGAGGAUAUAUUGGAGGCCUUUAAUAGGUGGAAAUUUAGAGAAACCCUGCCCGCUGAUGCACACAAAAAGGUGAAGUUGAUGUGCUCCUAUUGCAAGGAACAUGAUGAAACUGAAGUCCCAGAUCCUUACUAUGGUGGACCACAAGGUUUUGAGAAGGGUUAGAGAAGGUUCCCAAAGAGUGUGACUAGUCUAGAUGGUUCGUUUGAAAGUCAUAACUACGGUAUUUGAGCCUGGCUUAAGAAAUCCUGUUCUGUCAUCUUGUCAGCUCCCGUAGAUGCAUGAGGGUAUGGUUGACGAUCGAGUUUGUAAUUACGGUUGCAGGUUGCAGUUGUUGGAAAGCUGGACACAACAUUUUCUAUGUUUCAAUUUGUGACCGCUUUCCACCUCAUGUGCAUCAAUUCACUUAUAAUGGCUACUUAAUGCCAUGAAUUCUACCAACUUGCCGGUUACUGGGAUUUUUUCUAUUGUCUGUCCUUGUUGGGUGUCUAAUUGUCUUGCAAGAAUACAUGAGCUCCUUGAUUGAGUUGAAACAAAAUUCUAAGAUACCAUCAAAAUGGUCUCUAGCCAAAGAAUUU
Molecule: messenger RNA, 1154 nt
Organism: Juglans microcarpa x Juglans regia
Lineage: Eukaryota; Viridiplantae; Streptophyta; Magnoliopsida; Fagales; Juglandaceae
Product: putative low molecular weight protein-tyrosine-phosphatase slr0328
Exons: 5
Coding region: 52-741 (229 amino acids)
Biological process (GO): protein dephosphorylation
Molecular function (GO): protein tyrosine phosphatase activity
Source: RefSeq, a predicted model, not a curated record